Drosophila ananassae is the source of this 1232-nucleotide messenger RNA. RefSeq names its product serine protease ami. Gene Ontology annotation, molecular function: serine-type endopeptidase activity. The coding region runs from base 88 to 972 and encodes 294 amino acids. The transcript is spliced from 3 exons. The record is from RefSeq and is a predicted model, not a curated record. Gene Ontology annotation, biological process: proteolysis. Lineage: Eukaryota; Metazoa; Arthropoda; Insecta; Diptera; Drosophilidae.
CAUCGAACUAAAUAAUUCAGGCCAGAUACCAGGCAAUCCUGAUUUGUAGCUCUCACUCUGUACACGAAAUCGACUCAACACAGACACAUGUCGUUGAUCCAGCUGCUAUGGCUGAUGCUACUUCCAAUAUAUGUCAUGGGAAACGUGACCGAGUCCCAGGAAAAGCCGGGCUACAGCCACCUGAGUGCAUUCCUGGUAUCCUUGCGCACUGCGCGGUACGUCCACCAAAAGGGGGAUAACCACUUCUGCACCGGUGUCCUCCUUACAAACCGCCAUAUCCUGACCGCGGCCCACUGCGUUACCGAUAAGAACGGAAUCCAGAUGAAGCCGAACCGAAUGAGGGCCGCCAUGGGAUCGCAGUUCUUCGGAAGCCCAGAGCCCGUGGAGAUUAUUUCGGGAAUCGAUGAAAUAGACGUCUAUCCGCUCUACAAAAGGAACAAAAGGGAUGACAUAGCAGUCCUACAUUUGAGGAAAACCCUCAAGUUCGAUGAUCAGCAUUUAGCCAAAAUUACCCUGGGGAACUCUGAUCUGGAGGUAGGCAGGUAUUGCAAGACUGUCGGCGGAAACUUUGGCAUCAGGAGACCCAGAUUCAACACGACUUAUACUGUGCGUUACGCGGAUGUCCAGCUCCGACCUCUCACGGACUGCAAGAACUCCACCGAGGACCACGAGGAGAUCGAUCCCGAAGACGAGGACCUCAUGUGCAUCAGCUGCCGGUCAAAGACCUACUGCCCCACCGACUUCGGGGGUCCUUUGUUCUGCGACGGCAACCCCUACGGCAUCGCCCUGGGCGCCGUUAACUGCACCCAGAAGAAGCCCAUGUUCUUCAGCUACGUGCCUCUCUAUAAGAGCUGGCUGGACGAGGUGUCCCGGGGGGCGAAGCUGCUGCAGCGCCAAUGGCCGCUGUCCCUCGCAUUCUUUAGCUGGAUUUUGGCCAACUUUCACUUUGGUUUGGGGCCAGGGCGUAUCUAAAUCUCGCAUUUAGGAAAACUCACGAAAAGCAACCACCCCUUGCAAUUAAUCGAAAAUUGGGGGGAUAGCCCUAGGAAACUUUCGCCUGCAAUCCACCUGUGAAGUGCCACGUGUGCCAAAUGCCACGCUCACUUUUCCCAGCGACUUUCCUUUCGGCUCGAAACACUGUGAUUUUGGCAGUUUCCUAACACUUUUGCACUGCUGCAUAAAUCAGAAAAAACUGCCGAAAAAAGCUUAAUAAAUUUGUACAUAAAACAUGA